Molecule: messenger RNA, 1797 nt
Organism: Microsporum canis CBS 113480
Lineage: Eukaryota; Fungi; Ascomycota; Eurotiomycetes; Onygenales; Arthrodermataceae
Exons: 2
Coding region: 1-1797 (598 amino acids)
Biological process (GO): regulation of DNA-templated transcription
Molecular function (GO): DNA-binding transcription factor activity, RNA polymerase II-specific; zinc ion binding
Source: RefSeq, a predicted model, not a curated record
AUGAUGGACCCCAAACGCCCUCGGUCGCCCGGCAGCGGCAACCUCGACUACCCAGCAAAGCAGCCCAAAACGGCACAUCCCCAGCACCAGACCCAGCACCAGCAGCACCAGCAUCUCCAGAUCAACUAUCUCGCCAGACAGUACUCCGACACCCUCCCCCUCGUCUCUACGGACGAUACUCUACCAGCCAUACUUCGCUGGAUAGGCGAGUACGACGGCGUGUUGCACCGCCACGAGUCCAUCGCUGGGAACCUGGGUGCAUGUCCUCUCGGCCCCAUACUCGUCAAGCGCUUCGAGCGUCUUUUCGAUGGGCCUCCUCGUGUCAUAAAGACAACCCCCAAUGGCAGUGAUAGUAAGGAGAGUACCGUCUCAUGGCUUGAUGUCGUCGAGUUCGCAAAGGAGUACCCAGAGAAGUUCACUCUCGAAAAGUCUCGAACCGGAUCCCGUGUCUGUCAGCUAGAUAUCAAGCAUGCAAGAGUCGAGAUCUCCGAAGAGGAUUACGUCCUCAUUGCCUCGGGGAUGCCUCAGAAGAUGAUUCCUCCACAACCUAUCAGCGAAGACGAAGAAAAGGAGCUGGGUGCGCUGGAAAUUCUAGAAAAGAACCUCGUCUAUAUCAUCCAGCUGGCUGAUCAGGGCAUAGCUAAUGGGUAUAUAGUAUCGGCUCGAGCCCGGCAACUCAACCACCGGUUGAAAAACCGUCGCAACGCCAUCGUUUCCAGACGCGAAAACGAUGCUAGUCUCGCUCAGUCGCAGUCGCAGUCGCAGUCGCAAACCCGGGCCAUCAGUCCUUGGAAGGAUACCACUACUGCCAACGGACAUGGACAGUCUCGCACCGCCUCUCCGCCUGGCUUCGUGGCCGUCAACUCUCGCCAGGAACAGGCUCAGUCGUACCAUGAUGAUCCCGCACAGUUCGCCUUCUCCCAGCCUAUAUCAGACAACGUCACCAUCAUCAAUGGCACCUCCAUCAAGGGCGCGUCUCCGAGCACUCGCGCAGAACUCAUGAAGAAAUUCUUUACUACCUCCGACAGACGGAUGCACCAGCACCAGCACCAGAAACCCCAGCACUCUGAACAGACAGAUUCUGGAUCAGAUCACCACCCACCCUCCUACACCGGUCAGGGCAGCUCAGCUAUCCCCCCGGUUCCUAUUCCAAACACGCCUUCAUCUCUACUCCCGCACCCAAAGCCAACCCCUCCACACGAUCGCGAUGACACUGCUCCUUUCAAGCCAGCCAUGGUCGCUCGGAUGGAGGAUCUGGCCAGAGGGGAGCGCAUCCUGCCUCCCUGUGACAGGUGCAGGAGACUGAAUAUGCACUGUCUGAAGAACCUGACAGCUUGCAUGGGCUGCACAAAGAAACAUGCCAAAUGUUCAUGGCGGGACGUCAAGGCAGAAGAACUUCAGCAGGAACGUGCCGGAAGCCAGGAGACUGGUUCUGCUGGCCGAGAGAAGGAUAGAGAUGCCAGUGAAGAUGCAUCUGCCUCCGUUCCGGAAGAUAGGGGCAACAACAGUCCCGGCCGGGCCACCACCAAUGGAACCAACAAUGCCAGAAACAACCAGAAACGUGAUAGGAGUGGUAGUAAUAAGUUAGAUGAUGAUUCUACUGAUGUUCUUGCACAGGCAAUCAUGGACACAUUUGAUCAUCAUCGGCAAAGGACUGCUGAGAGGGAGAGAAGCCAGCAGCAGCAGCAACAACAGCAACAGCAGCGAGAAAAGGAAAAAGAGAAAGACAGAGAGAAGAACAAGGAGAAAGAUAGGGAUAGGGAGAGAACAAAUGGCCAUGUUGUUGAGGCGCGAUGA